GCCUGCCUCUCCCAACUCUACGACCCAACAGUUAUUGGAGAGCAUUUCGACUCAGUCUCCAUCCGCCAUUUUCAGCCGAUUGAAAACAGGUAGACAAAAAUCACAGUGCUGAUCAAAAUAAAACAGAUCCUGUGUAAGCACAGCUGCUAGUCCCAGAGUCCAUUGAGGAUUCUUACCUGGGUGACCAUGGCUGUUCCAGAAGGGACAAUGGAAACGCUUGCUGAUAUCCCGCACCAUGUUUGGAAGGGCUUGCCUGACAGCAUUAGACUAAGCCCCUCUGCUGUCGAUCGAAGUCGAAUUGGUGUCUGGGCAUCUAGGCUCAUCCCGAAAGGCAAGAGAUUUGGCCCUUUUGUAGGAGAGAAGAAGAAAAGGUGCCAGGUGACUAGCAAUGUCUACAUGUGGGAGGUGUAUUUUCCAGCCAGGGGUUGGAUGUGUGUGGAUGCAACUGACCCUAUGAAGGGAAAUUGGUUACGUUAUGUAAACUGGGCCCACUCCUCUCCAGAACAAAACCUCUUCCCUAUGGAAGUAAACCGAGCCAUUUACUACAAAGUGUUACGGCCAAUCCGGCCAGGGGAAGAACUGCUGGUUUGGUACAAUGGGGAAGACAACCCUGAGAUAACAGCUGCAUUAGAGGAAGAAAGAACGAGCAGUCUGAGCAAGAAAAAUUCACCUAGGGCAAAGCGAGCCAGAAGAAAGCUGUUGGAGAGAGCCAGACAGGCUGGUUUGGGUGGAUUCCGUGGGCCCAGGCAAACAGGCGGAACCAAACCUAUUGUCACAGAGAUGUGGGAUACAGAGGAAGGCCCAAAUGAGGAGGACGAAACACCCUCUCCGUCACCAGGGCCUUCUCAAGAGACCCGGGAGAGCUCCCCCAUAGGGUGUAAUGGCCUCUCCCAAGCUCCGUUCAACUCUGCCGCAAUACCAGUGGACAAUGAGGAGGAUGGCGAUGAAGAGGAGGACCCAGGGCAUUGGGAGCCGCUGACCCUGACCCAGCGGAGUGCCCAGUCUGAGGAGAGGAGCGAGAGGCGUGGUCUGUCCCUGAGCCAUUGUAGCCCCCGUGAAGAGGACCCUGGGAGCCUUCAGGGGGACACUGAGGCCGCCUCAUCCCCUCCGGGGCCUGAACUAGAACCCGACCCCGACCUUGACGGUGACCCCCAAGGAGAUGAGUCCCAUCCUUGUCAGCACUGCGAGCGGCGUUUCUCCACCAAGCAGGGCCUGGAGCGCCACACACACAUUCAUGCCACCGCCAACCUGCAAGCGCACACGUUCAAAUGCCGCUACUGCGGUAAGUCCUUCGGCUCGCAGGUGGGGCGCCGGCGGCACGAGCGGAGGCACGAGAACGGACCGAAGAACAAAGUGCAAAGGCCUGGCUCGCUGGCCGGCACUGCGACUUUACUCAUCCCCUUGGGGCAGGCUGACGGAUCAAGCCCGGACUGUGGCUCCGCUUCCAGCCAGUACGCUGUUGUGGGCUCCUCUGUCCCUGGAGGACCCGUGCAGAGCCCCGAGGUGGCAAGGAAGAACCCCUCAACGGAGAGCGACCGGCCCUUCAUCAUGGAUGAGAACGGCGAGACAAAGGAGCUUCAUCCCUGCAAGUACUGUAACAAGGCUUUUGGCACUCACACCAACAUGCGCAGGCACCAGCGGAGAAUCCACGAGCGCCAUUUACUUCCCAAGGGGGUCCGCAGGAAAGGCCUUCUGCUCCAGGAGGGCCCGUCCCAGCAGCGCCAGACCCAGGAGCAGCGUCUGCCAGAGCAGUCUGCUAAUGCCAGCCCUCCCCCGGUCUACGUGCCCAGCGCCGACACGGAGGAUGAGGGGGAAUACAUGGUGGACAUAUCUAACAACAUUUCGGAGAAUCUCAGCCUGUACAUCGACGGCAAGGUCUUGUCUACUAGCUCGGUCAGCAGCUGCGAGGUGAUCGAGGUGGACUCCAGUUCCGCGGCCCUGUUCGGACUCGACGCAGUGAUCGUAAGCCCCGGUCAGAUCACUCAGGCCAUCAAAGUAGACACCAGGGCCUGUGCCGGGAGGCAAGCGUCUGGCCUCGGCCAGCCUGUGGCGAAAAGGAGAACGUCCACGCCCCCGCUCAUGCCCGGUCUUAAAAUGGAGUCAGAAACUGGGGGCGCCUCCUCUUCUUCAUCCACGUCUUCAGCCUCUGCCUUGUUGGUGGGCAGCCUCUUUCCUCAGUCCUCAGACUCACUGGCAUUUCAAAAGGAGAAAACAAUCUAUCUGUCCCCUAAACUGAAACAGCUCCUGCAGACCCAGACGGACAGUCAGAAGCCCACCAUUGCUCUGAUAGCAGAGAGUCACAGACUGGCUUCCCCACUCUCCAUUACCUCUCUACCCACAGCCUCUGGCAGGUUCAAGAGGAGAACCGCUUCACCUCCCUCGUCUCCGCAGCUCAGCCCUGUGCAGAAAGCAGACGGCUGUAAGGGCGAGGUUGGGGGCUCGUCAUACACGCUCAAGGUGCCGAAGCUAGAGAGCCUGGGCACGUCUCCCUCCUGGAGUGUGUCCAACAAGGAGGACGGUGGGGACACCGGGAGUCCCAGUGGGAAGGAAGGAUGCAGCUGGUCUGCCGCUCGGAGCGGGGGGAACUCGUGUAAUCAGCAGCCGUUGGACCUGUCCAGCAGCAUCAGUAAGAGGAGCGACAGCUUCGACAAGACGCCCGGCGAAGCAGUGCUCGAUUUGAGCAUGAGUCGGAAGAGCACGGCGGAGCCAGAGUCUAAGGGAUGUCCAUUCCCGGCACACCCCCUCGCCAAGAAGAAGAAGCCCAACACCAGCAUGUUAGAAAAGGUGUUGAUGAACGAGUACGCCGGCCUCAUCCCGGCAGGAGAGGAGGGGUCUUCUGCCCUGGGAAGCCCGGAAGAUUCUCAGGACACAGCAGACAGUGGUCCUCACAGUCCCUCCUUCAGUAUGCCCUCUGAAUCAGCCCAUCCCUCUCCUCCCUCUCUGACCCCUGUCACCAUGAAUCCCUCCUCCCCCUGCGACUCGAACCUGGCCUCUCCGACCCCACCCCCCCCUGUCCUACCCACCAUGCCCUCGCAAGACUGUCCCACGCAUGGCUCUCUCCCUGUUCUCUCCCCCAAAAUGUCCCCCAGAUCCGUUCAGCGGGGUGAGGAUGAGCCGGCUUGUUCGUUGAACUCCGCCACGACAGACGCCGUGUUGGCUGCGUUAAGUGAACGUUAUGGGGAUGAGCAGGAUAAUACUAAGCUAAUAGACUCCAAUUCCAAUACAGAUCCCCUCAGCGGGGAAGCAGUAGCGAGCCCCUCUACAGAGUCCUCCCCGGUAACUGAAGCUGUCUUUUUGAGUCAGUCGUCCACAGAUUCAAAACACGACAGCGGAAGGAGCCACAGUCUGCUUGAUGUCCAAACGAAUCCUGAUACGGAAGCCGUUAUUAAUGAGGGACAGGAGAAGUCCCAGUGCUAUGAACUCCCCGUUUCAUCAUCCGUAACAGAAUCCUCGGCCUCGUUGAGCCCUCAUCCUGCCAUAUCAGAUAGCCCCCCUCCGUCCCUGGUCCCUCCGGUGUCUCUCGCCAGCUCUGGGAUUAAAGAGGAGCCCCAGCACAUGGAGCUGUCGGAAGAUCCGCUCCACCCACCUGACGGCUCAGGGUCUUCGCCUCAGUCCGCCGCCGACGGCAAGGAGGAGCAUGGGGAGGAGACCGGGGAGGGGGGGCCGGAGCCCUUCAGUAAGAGCUUUGUGUGUAACGUGUGCGAGGACCCCUUCCGCUCCAUCAAAGAGCUGAGUCAACACAUCCUGGAGCACGCGGCCGAGUGGCCCUACAAGUGCGAGUUCUGCGUGCAGCUGUUCGGCGACGGCCCGGCCCUGCUGGAGCACCGCACCAGCCUCCACGGCGUGGGGCGCAUCUUCGUCUGCGCCGUCUGCUCCAAGGAGUUUGCGUUCCUCUGUAACCUCCGGCAGCACCAGGCGGACCUGCAUCCCGGCCAGCCGUGCACGCACACCGCCGUGGAGAGCGGCAAGCUGAGGCCCCAGAACUACACCGACCCAGCCAGGGCCAAAGAAGAGAGCAACCCGUCCUCGAGCAAACCUGCAGAACCAGAGGGCUCUCCGGUGGAAGCCCCCUCGAUGGGUGUCGCAGACGUGAAGAAAGAGGAACAGCCCGACACUAACGGGAGGCACGAGGAGGACGGGCCGGAGGACCUCACAGAGGAGUUGUACACUACCAUAAAGAUCAUGGCCUCUGAGGGAGGCCUGCCUAAAGGCCCGGAUGUACGCCUGGGCAUUAAUCAGCACUACCCCAGCUUUAAACCGCCACCUUUCCCCUACCACAACCGCACGGCCGCGGCUACGGCGGCCUCGGCCACCAACUUUACCACACACAACAUCCCGCAGACGUUCAGCACCGCCAUCCGCUGCACAAAGUGUGGCAAGAGCUUCGACAACAUGCCUGAGCUGCACAAGCAUAUUCUGGCCUGUGCCAACGCCAGCGACAAGAGGCGCUACACGCCCAAGAAAAACCCCAUACCACUAAGACAGAUUGUGAAGCCUCAGAAUGGAGUUCUCUCGCCAGCCUCGGCUGCCAACGCUGGACAGAGCGCCUUCCGAAGGAUGGGCCAACCCAAGAGGCUCAACUUCAACCAGGAGUCGUUCGGCAAGACCAAGAUGAGUUCCCUCAGUAAGAAGAAGAAUGAGCUGGUCCAGAAGGCCAUAACCCAGAAAAACAAGACAGCCGCCGCUGCUAACAAAGCCCCUGGCCAGAUUAAAGAGGAGCCCGAAGUGCCAGAGAUCCACGUUUGCCCUCACUGCAGCCGGGAGUUCAGUUACCCCGCCAGCCUCAGCAAACACAUAGCUAGCAGCUGUCCCAUGAAGCCCGUCUCUAAAAAGGCCAAACAAGGAGCAGCGGAGUCGACGCCAGCCACGGAUAAAAACAUGAGCCUUCGAAGGAGAACCACGGACUCUGACUUCCAGCAGGCGGAGCCGGCCGAGAUGCUUCCCAAACCUGUGGGCAAAACCCGGGCUCGGAAGAGCAGACCUGGCCCCGUGGAGAACGAGGUUGCGCCGCCGGCAGGUAAAGGAAAGGCAACAGCCACACAGAUGCGCACCAAGAGGCCAGCCUCUUUCCCGGCGGCCACAGUCCCCCUCAACAAGAAAAGUAAAAAAGGCAAAGUUCAGUCGUUGCCGCCCACCCCACUGCCCUCCGAGAAUCCCAGUGAACAGGCGCUGCGGCCCAACUCUCUGGCGAAGCCACGUGUGGGCAAGGAAGUGCCACCCAAGAAGGCAGCGGAGCUGAAAUCACCACAACAGUCUCAGGGGCCACUGAAGAAAGAGGGGGAACGGUUCUCUCUGAGGUCGAGGGAGAGGGCCAACGGGCCAGUGACCCGGAGCCUACAGAUGGCCAACACUAUGGCCCCUGUUGAGGUGAAAACAGAAGAGCUCUGCAGCCAAGAGGCAAAAGAGAUCCAGGUGUCCUUGGUGAAAUGAGCCAGGUAGAGCAAUGUGGAUUCAGAGGAGAAAGAAAUCCCUGGCUAAGAGUUUCCCGCUGUGCUGGCUCACCUCUGGGGAAGAUCUCUGGCUUUACCGAAGGUCGUGCAGGCAGGCAGGCAUAAGGGAGGAGAUGGAGGUGGGCUGGCUCUGUUACAGGACAACAUGGACUCUGCUCGUUGCAUGUCAGGCUGAUUUGCCUGAACAGAGGGAAGGAACCCUCUCCAUCACUCUGAAAUGAGCCUGAGACUGCAGAUUUUGAACACAAAAAGAAAAAAAGAGACUAUUGACAGGCUGUAAAUGACAAUGAAUAAAUAUAAUAUAUAUUGUAAGUCAUAACUUGACCCGUAACCUUGACAUUGGGGUUCAGUUACCGUUAAAAACUGAUAUUGCAAAUGGCUAUCAUUUAUAUCAGUUCACAAAACUGGUCUGGUGUUUCUUUUCCUUAACGUUGUUUCCCCAGUUUUGGCUGUUGACAUGUUGGUGCAUUCAACUCUCUUAAUCCUUCUACCGACUGUCCAGUAUGAAAACAGAAGCUUUUCCCAUGUCUGUGUCCAAUGUCAAGUCCUUCAUCUACUUUUAUUAAUGCCAUUUUUUUCAAAUAUGUAUAUUUGAUUUCC
Molecule: messenger RNA, 6050 nt
Organism: Esox lucius (northern pike)
Lineage: Eukaryota; Metazoa; Chordata; Actinopteri; Esociformes; Esocidae
Gene: prdm2b
Product: PR domain containing 2, with ZNF domain b
Exons: 9
Coding region: 187-5430 (1747 amino acids)
Biological process (GO): regulation of transcription by RNA polymerase II
Cellular component (GO): nucleus
Molecular function (GO): DNA-binding transcription factor activity, RNA polymerase II-specific; histone methyltransferase activity; protein binding
Source: RefSeq, a predicted model, not a curated record